Danaus chrysippus (African queen) is the source of this 2751-nucleotide messenger RNA. The record is from the annotation of a GenBank genome assembly. Lineage: Eukaryota; Metazoa; Arthropoda; Insecta; Lepidoptera; Nymphalidae.
AUGCGUGGAUUUCAUAUAAUAAAAACAAGGAGCAUUGAUUUGAAUAAUGCUCACGGGCUUGCAAUGGAGAGUAGAUUGGAGAAAUCUGUUGAACCGACGGGAUAUCGUUUGGAAUUGGAGCCGUAUUUGGAAGACGCUAUGUAUAAAGGGCAUGUUACUAUAAAUGUGACGUGGCUAGAAGAUUCCCAUACAAUAAACGUCCACUGUGGCCACGAUAUUGAAAUCACUGAGACCGAAAUGCAGGCGUAUCUAUCAAGCGAAUCAGAAGAAUUGAAUACGAUUCCUAUCAAGAGAGUAACUGUGGAUUUGAAGAAACCGAUAGCUUUAAUACGACUUGAAAAAACGGUACCGAAAUCCACAAGAGGGUUCAUUAAGUUUAGUUUCAAAGGUAAUAUGCAAACGGCUACCACGGAGGCAUUUUUCAAAACUAGUUAUUCUACAGAACAGGAGGUUGAGAGGAUAGUCGCAGGAACACAACUGCGUCCAAAUAACGCGAGACGUAUGUUCCCAUGUUUUGAUGAACCUGCUUACAAGACUCCCUUUGAACUGAGCGUCGUACGACCGAGAGAUAUGGUAGCACUUAGCAAUGUACCUGUUGCUAGGACAGAAGAUAUUAACGAUGAACCAAACGCGGUCUGGGAUCACUUCGAGAGGACUCCCCCAAUGUCGACAUUCACGCUCGGCCUUGUCAUAGCUGACCUCAAACAAUUUGGCAGCGCCAUACAUUAUGAAGACGAAAAUGGAAAUAAUAUUGAAAUACGUGUUUGGGGUCGUCCAGAAUUUAUAGAAAUGUUAGAAGGCCUCAAUGAGAAAGUGGCUCAAGUGUUUUCUGAAGUCGCAAACUUCUGGCAAGUUCCACUACCAUUACGCAGAUUGGACAUAGUGGCUUUACCCAACUAUCAAGGGGUAAAGCCCGCUGAUAAUUGGGGUUUGAUAGUUUUUAAGGAAAGUGAUUUGACCUCACGAGGCUACCUGCAGAUGUCCCAAGAAUUGUCUUACCAGUGGCUGGGCGCUCUCGUUACUCCAGCUUGGUGGAGCGAUGCUCAUCUCAACAAAGCACUAGUUGGAUACCUUGCUGCGGAGAUUGCUUUUAAAAUUAACAAUGGUUCAGAGAUGGAAGGAAAAUGGCCGAUGACUGUUCUUUAUUCUUUGUAUUACGAGUUCAGUAAACGAUAUCCACACUCCCGGAUCACUGGCAUGAAACAAGAGACAGCUUGCACAAAGAUAGAGCUAUUGUUCAGAAUGUUCAAUUAUACUAUUGGUGGAGACACUUUCAGAAAGGGAAUGAGGAAAUUCAUUGAAUCAAGGAAGUUUAAAACUUUUACUGGCGAUGAUAUUUGGAAUGCCCUCAAUGAAGCUGCAUUAGCAGAUGGAAAGAUCCCGAAAGAUAUUAAUAUUAAAACAGUAGCCACUAGUUGGAUAGAAAAAGAUAGACUUCCAGUGAUCACUGUUAAGAGAAAUUACGAAACUAAUACUGCUUUCGUGACUCAGAAAGUGUAUCUCCGCGAACGUCCUCACGAUCUGCCUUCAUCCAAUAAGAUGUUGUGGAGCGCCCCGCUGGUCGUGUGUCGUUCUGACAGACUCUCCUUCAAAAACUUCACCCCUUCCUCUUGGAUCAGACACGCAGAUCUCAACUUGCUCAACAUGCCGGAUGAAAAGCACUUCAUCAUAGUGAAUCCUGAAGAAAUUGCUCCAUUCCCAGUAAACUACGACCAGGAUAACUGGAACCUUAUAUCAGAGUAUCUUCAAAGUGAGAACAGGGUCAACAUACCAGAGCUCACACGAGCUAAGCUUUUACACGAUGCUUGGAACUUGGCUUACGCUGGAGAACUUUCAUUUGCAACAGCGUUUAAUAUGACAUUAUUUAUGGAACACGAAAGAAAUCAUUUAGUAUGGGAUCCAGUAUUCACAAUGAUCGACCACAUUGGAAGACAUCUUUGUCCGUGCAUUGUUGAUAAAUUUAGAGCGUAUGUUCGCUCGCUUUUAACACCUCUGUAUAACGAAAUGGUAAGAGAUGGAAAAGAUGAUGGAGAUAACAGAAGAAAGAGUUUAUUCUCGUUGACCAAAACAUUCUUAUGUCAAGUUGGUUUCAAGCCUUGUAUCAUUGAGGCUCAGGAGCAGUUCAAUAAUUGGAUGCAGGCACCGAAUCCCGAUGAAGGAAAUCCCAUUUCCAAUCAGUACAUCUGUCCGGUAUUCAAAUGGGGAACGCAAAAGGAGUGGGAUUUCGGACUACAAAGGGUUAUUAACUUCCCACCAUCAAGAAAACAAAGUGAAAGAACAUAUCUCCUUAAAACUUUAGCUGGCUGUCCAGUUGAUGAGAAGAAAAUUGAAAAAUUGUUAAAUAUAACGAUACUAGAAGGCAACGGAAACUUUACUGAAACCGAUUUAUUCUUAAUAUUCAGUAUGCUGACGGGAAAUUCUCAAGGUUACACAACCUUAUUCUAUUUCCUCAACAAUAAUUGGGACGUGCUCAAAGAAAAAUUCAGGAGUAAAACAAAUAUUUGGGAUAACAUGAUAACGUCCGCGACUUCCCAGUUCACUACAAAGACUGGUAUGAAUCUUGUAGCUAUUAUGUACGACAAUCACAAAGGCGAAUUCGGUUCAGCCGAACAUAUUAUAGAGAAAUCGCUAAGAAACAUUCGGGAGGAAGCGAAAUGGUCUGAAGAAAAUAUUCCUGUGAUUGAAGAAUGGUUAAAUUAUUACCUCUCGAGAACAGGAGUGAAAGAUGACCAGGCGUUUGUUGCUAAUUAA